Thamnophis sirtalis is the source of this 2217-nucleotide messenger RNA. The record is from RefSeq and is a predicted model, not a curated record. NCBI's taxonomy places the organism in Eukaryota, Metazoa, Chordata, Lepidosauria, Squamata, Natricidae.
AUGGCCAUGGAUAGUCAUAGCUGUUCACAAGAUGGAGCAGCAUAUCCUUGCUCUUCCGUAACCCAGUCUGACUGCUAUGUGAGUUUAUACUUACCGACCGCUUCAGUGAAAAGGAUGAAGACACAGACCAUCAAAGAUUCUAAGGAUCCCGUGUGGAAUGAAACUUUUCACUUCAGAAUUCAGAACAAAGUAAAGACUCCUGGAAAGAUGAGGCGGGAGGAGCAAAGCAAGCCAGAGGGCAAGGAGGAACUAGAAGUUGAAUUCACAAUGGAGAGCAGCCCGGAUGUUCCAGAAAAAAUUCUUACCAAUGGAGUCUUAGUGUCUCGUGAAGUUGCCUGUUUAGAAGUUCAAGUGAAUGGGGGAAGAAGAAAAGGUAUCUUAACAGACAGAAAUUUUACUCUUUCAGUGGAUGGAUCCUAUGAAGAAGCUGAAAAUCUCCGUUUAGGUUACUGGCUUUGCCCUGCUUCUCCUGCUAAAUUUCACUAUAUUAAAUAUAACCAAUCAGACCUUAACAUUGAAUUGCCAAGACAGUUCUGUGCAAUUUCCAGACAAAGCAAUGAAUCAACAACUGUUCCUUUGAACUCACUUCCAAUAAAUGAGAAAGUGACGAUAACACCGGACAAAAUAUUUGAUUUGAGUGUGAAGGCAAAGGAAUGGACCCAGGGGCUGUUUUGUAGAAGACCAAAAGCUCUUGAUGUGCGCCUAGGAUAUGGUCUGUGCUCAGAUGAAAACAAUUUCCUGCAGAAACGAAAGAAAGUGGUAGCUGCCGCUCUGAAAAGUAUUCUUCCUUUAGGGCAAGACCUGAAUGACCAUGAAAAUAUUUUGGAGCUGAUUGUUCAUGAUGAAAACCACUGCCUUUUGGAUGGCCAGCCCUUUACUGUUCUCUUUGAUGUUGCUAAACUUCAGCUUGGAGAAACAAUUUGCGUCACAUUUCCAUUGGAUCCAAAAAUUCAAGAAAAUCUGGAGGUAGAAUUUAGUCUGGAAAAUAUGCAAAAAGAGCUUGAUGUGCGUUUAGACUACGAACUGUGUCCAGAUGAGCAAGUAUUUAUACAGAAAAGGAAGAAAAUUGUAGCAGAUGCCCUGAAAAGGGUUCUUUGCAUGGACAAUGAUUUGCAAGAUCAUGAGGUACCUGUGGUGGCUAUCAUGGCCACAGGAGGUGGAGCUCGGGCAUUUACAGCUUUACAUGGCCAUUUACUUGGUCUUCAGAAACUGAAUCUCUUAGACUGCUUCACGUACAUUUCUGGAUCUUCUGGUUCUACUUGGACACUUUCAAAUCUGUAUGAAGAUCCUGGUUGGUCACAGAAGGAUCUUUUGGGACCAAUUGCAGAAGCUCGCAAAAACAUGUCCAAAUGCAAGCUGGAUUGCUUUACAUUAGACCACUUAAAAGAAUACCGUGAUAUUCUGAAGCAGCGGAAAGAGGAUGGCUACAAAACUUGCAUUACUGAUAUCUGGGGACUUUUUAUUGACCAAGCAUUAGGAAAUGGGAGAAAUGUUUGCACACUUUCAGAGCAGAAGCAUGCCCUGAAUCAUGGUCAGAAUCCUUUGCCCUUGUAUAUGGUCCUCAACACCAGGGACAAAUAUAGCCUUCAAGAAUUUAAAGAAUGGAUGGAAUUUACUGCUUUUGAGGUUGGAUUAUUAAAAUACGGUGCCUACAUUCGUGCUGAAGACUUUGGAAGCAAAUUCUUUAUGGGUCGAAUGAUGAAAAAGCUCCCAGAAUCUCAAAUCUGCUUCAUGAAAGGUAUGUGGAGUAAUGUGUUUUCCUAUAACCUCUUGGAUUCAUGGCGUGGAAUUGACAGUUCAGAAGACGGUUUUUGGUACUAUUAUACCCAGGACAAAAUAAAGCAAAUAGAAGAAAAACCACCUCUGCCACCAGUACCAGGAGCAGUGGAUACUUACCUAGUCAUGCCUAUACAUAAAAUUAUGAAGUUACUUCGUGAUGUCAUAACAGAGCGUGUAACAACAUCAAAGGUCUACAAUUUCUUAAAUGGAUUCCAAUUAAACAAUGGAUAUCUAGAGAAUAAGAAUUUUUAUAUCUGGAAAGACACUGUACUGGACACUUUUCCCAACCAGUUGAUGACCCCAUUGGAAUAUCUGAGCCUUAUAGAUACAGCUGCCUUUAUAGACACCAGCUAUGCACCACUGAUGAGACCAGAGAGAAAAGUGGAUGUCAUUAUACAUUUGAAUUAUUCUACAGGCUCACAAACAGCAGUGAGAUGA